GGCCCCGGGACCGCGGCUGUCGCCCGGCAGCAACUUUGCAGCCUCCUUCCCAGAAUAUCAUCUUCCUGAGGGAAGGAGGCUGAAGUGCUACGUAAGAUGUUUGUGCUUCAUGAAUCCGAGAAGCUACAGAUUCUAUAUGAAUCCUUGGAAAAGAACAUCCCUGAAUCCUUGAAGGUAUAUGGCACCAUUUUCAACAUUAGAAAUAAAAACCCAUUCAACAUGGAGGUGCUGGUGGAUGCCUGGCCAGAUUAUCAGAUGGUCAUUACUCGGCCUCGGAGAGAGGAGAUGGAGGAUGACCUGGAUCAUUACACCAACACUUACCACAUCUUCACCAAAGCUCCUGACAAUUUAGAGGAGGUCCUGGCAUGCCCCCAGGUUAUCAAUUGGGAACAAACCUUCCAGAUCCAAGGUUGCCAGGAAAGUGUGGACCAAGCGAUAAGAAAGGUUGCAGCUUCAAAAUCUGUGCAAGUGGAUUACAUAAACACCAUGCUUUUUACCUUACAAACACUAGUGAAAGGCAAGACUUCAAGUGAUGACAAGAUGGAAUUGCUGGAGUUGUUUAAAACGCAUAAAGUGGAUGAAGAUAACAAGGAAAGAAACUUUCCAGGCAUUUUCUUGGAUGCCUCACAUGCAGGUCUUAUAAAUGAACAGUGGCAAUUUGGAAAAAAUGAGAGGAGCUUGAAAUAUAUUGAACGCUGCCUCCAGAAUUUUCCAGGAUUUGGUGUGCUGGAUCCAGAGGGGCAGCCUAUCUCUUGGAUUGUGAUGGAACAGUCCUGUGAGUUGAGGAUGGGUUACACUGUCCCCAAAUACCGCGGCCAAGGCAACAUGUGGCAAAUUGGUUAUAGCCUUACAGAGUAUCUUUAUCAGAAAAAAGUUCCAUUUUAUUUACAUGUGGCAAGUGAUAAAGAGAAAGUCCAACAGACACUGAGAAGUUUUGGGUUUAAGCUUAGUGCUUGUGGCUGGCAUCAGUGGAAAUGCACCCCCAAGAAAUAUUGUUGAUUGGUACUAUUGCCCAUUUCAAACCUUCUUAUCAGUGGAAAAACAUUAAUACAAACACAAACACAAACACAGUGAUCUACAUUAGC
Lemur catta (Ring-tailed lemur) is the source of this 1085-nucleotide messenger RNA. It is a transcript of the gene GLYATL2, whose product is annotated as glycine-N-acyltransferase like 2. NCBI's taxonomy places the organism in Eukaryota, Metazoa, Chordata, Mammalia, Primates, Lemuridae. The coding region runs from base 97 to 999 and encodes 300 amino acids. Gene Ontology annotation, molecular function: glycine N-acyltransferase activity. Gene Ontology annotation, cellular component: mitochondrion. The record is from RefSeq and is a predicted model, not a curated record. The transcript is spliced from 6 exons.